AUGUCUCCAGCGGCUCAAUGGUCUCGGGCGUUCGGGCUCGUCGGCCUGGGCGGGGCUACCUGGUGUUGCCUCGGCGACCUGGAAAAGGAACCGAAGCAUUACGAGACGGCGUGGGAGCUCUCCAAGCACCGGUUCGCCCGCGCUCAGCGCUCCUUGGGGCGCCACUGGUUCCAGAAGGGUGAGCUUGCCAAGGCCAUCGAGUGCUUCGAGGCAGCGGUCGGGAUCAAUCCGCUCCACACCAACAUCUGGUUCACCAUGGGUUGCGCCCAAAUGAAGCUCGAGAGGUACGACGACUGCGUCGCGACUUUCUCGCGCUGCAUCGGCGUGGAUGACGACUACGCGGAGGCGUGGGCCAACCUCGCCGCCGCCCACUCCGCCCGCGGCAAACUGCGGGAGGCGCGGCAGUGCAUGGCCGAGGCGGCCCGCAGGAGUCUCCGCGGCUUGGCCCCCCCUUAG
Messenger RNA from Prorocentrum cordatum, 456 nucleotides. The record is from the annotation of a GenBank genome assembly. Lineage: Eukaryota; Dinophyceae; Prorocentrales; Prorocentraceae.